UAAGCUCCUUUGUUCCAAUAUCCUAGACAUUAAAGUACCAAUUCUACUUCUUCUUCUUUUUUUAUUUUUUAUGUUUAAUUGGGGGGCUUGGAAAGCAUCAAUUCAAAGAUCAAAACCCAAGGACGGCAGAGGCCAAGAAACAUAGACCCAAUUCUUCACAAGAAAUGGCUGCUGUGGCAUCUGGACUCCCGAAGGUACAGCAAGAACCGUCCGAGGCUCUCCGGAUCGUGGUUGACAACAACGGGGCCGUUAACGUACCCAAAGAUGAGCCGAGAGUGUCCUCGUCCGAGUGUGUAGUCUCUAUGGAAAAGCAGCUCGAGCAACAUCGCCAAGACGACAGGGAGGCCUCAUGGGCAAAGCUCUCCAUUUACCGGAUCCCAGACUAUCUCAAGGACGGCAACAAGAAGGCCUAUGUCCCCCAUAUCGUCUCCCUGGGGCCGUACCACCACGGCAAGGACCACCUCCCCAAUAUGGACCAGCACAAGUGGCGUUGCCUCCGCCGCAUCCUCGAGCGCUCCCAUCACAAGAUAGGCCUCUAUAUAGACUCCGUGAAGAAGGUUGAGCAGAGAGCUCGCUCCUGCUACGAUGGAAAGAUAUCCAUGAGCAGCGGUAGCUUCGUGCAAAUGAUGGUUUUGGAUGGGUGCUUUGUGAUCGAGCUAUUACAGGGAGUCGCCGAGGGGUUCGAGAAACUAGGCUACCCAAGCAAUGACCCCGUCUUCUCAAAGUGGGGAUCAAUGCUCAAGAUCCAGAUCCAGCGCGACAUGAUUUUGCUCGAGAAUCAGAUCCCGCUCUUCAUACUCGCCCGGCUACUCGGUCUCCAGCUGGGCAACCCCGAUCAGGAGGGGCGCGUGGGUAGGCUGGUGCUCAAGUUCUUCAACCCUAUUGGCAGCGAACGGGUGGAGUUUGAUGCAUCACCCGGCCAGUGCGGGCUCCAUUGCCUCGAAGUGCUCUGGCAGAGCUUCCUGCCCUCGGGCCUGACUCGAGCAAGGACCACGGAGUGGCAGCUAUACCAGCACGAGCUCAUUCCGUGUCUGACCGAGCUCAUGGAAGCCGGGAUCAAGUUCAGGUGCGUAUUUACGAAAAAAUUGGGGGACAUCCGGUUCAAUAUCAAGUACGGGACUCUCGAGAUCCCCUACAUUAAUAUCCACCAAGGGACGAGGUCGGUCUUUCUCAACUUGAUAGCCUUCGAGCAGUCUCACUUUGAUUGCAGGGAGUACAUCACCUCGUACGUAAUGUUUAUGCACAACUUGAUCAACUCCUCUGAGGACGUUCGGUACCUUUGCAAGCACGGGAUCAUCGAACACUGCCUUGGGAGCGAUGCCGAGGUCGCUGACCUCUUCAACCUGCUUUGCCAGGAGAUGGCCCUCGACAGCAAAGACAGUAAUCUCCAUAAUGUGUCUAUCAUGGUGAACGAUUACCGCAAAUGGAAACACUUUUCUUUACGUACAUCCUGGAGAGCCAGUAUGGCGCAAAAAUGGAAUGCCUGGAGAGCCAUUCUCGAGAACAAGCCCUCUAUGCAGUCUAUGGCUACUACAAGCCGCGUUCUUGAUUUCUUAUAUGGUGAAAAUAUUUGAUGAGCGCUUUAGGAGUGAUAAAAUUUCGGUGGAAAGAAUAUGUGAUGGUGGUCAAACUCAGACCGCAUGAACUACGACUUCCAAGUUCAAUAUGGCAAUACUCAUGAAUCUUUUAGGCUUUUUUUAACUUCUAUUAAUUAUUUAUGCUAGGUAGCAAAUCUAAAUUUUCCCGAUGAUAUUGAGAGAGAUUUUAAGCGUUCUUUUUUAUGUGAAAAUAAGGCUAUGAAAAAAAAAAGACGACUUAUCAAAAAAGAAAAAGAAAUGUUUGCCUAUAUACUAGGCCAAAAAGGACCUCUAAACCUCGCCUUUUUUUUGGCUAAAAAAAAAAGAAAAAACCUUCCCUUUUUUGGUGGUCACCUAUGCGAAUUAUGAGAAGGUUCCAUUUGGAGACGAAGUUCAAACAAUUGGGAAAAGGUAAUGGGCUUAGGAUUUUGGAGGACUUCCUCCUCUCCCUCACCAAUUACUUCCUCGAUCUGAUUCCUUGGAUAGGUUGAAUCAUGAUUAUUAAUUUUAUGAAUUCCAUGUGGGUUCCACAUGUGAAUCUCACAAGAUUAACGAUAGUGAUUUAAAAGAAACAUAUUUCUAUAUAGUCAAGUAAAAUUAAUUAUAACGUGCCUUGGAUUCUACAUGCGCUUCACCACUAUACCUUAAACCCGUUAGCUACUCUUAUUGAUUCUCCAAGACUUGUUUCUAA
Messenger RNA from Eucalyptus grandis, 2268 nucleotides. Its product is annotated as UPF0481 protein At3g47200. The transcript is spliced from 2 exons. Lineage: Eukaryota; Viridiplantae; Streptophyta; Magnoliopsida; Myrtales; Myrtaceae. The record is from RefSeq and is a predicted model, not a curated record. Bases 165 to 1574 code for a protein of 469 amino acids.